Messenger RNA from Zygosaccharomyces rouxii, 891 nucleotides. It is a transcript of the gene SER2, whose product is annotated as phosphoserine phosphatase. Gene Ontology annotation, cellular component: cytoplasm. Lineage: Eukaryota; Fungi; Ascomycota; Saccharomycetes; Saccharomycetales; Saccharomycetaceae. Gene Ontology annotation, biological process: dephosphorylation; L-serine biosynthetic process. The record is from RefSeq and is a predicted model, not a curated record. The coding region runs from base 1 to 891 and encodes 296 amino acids. Gene Ontology annotation, molecular function: magnesium ion binding; L-phosphoserine phosphatase activity. The transcript has a single exon.
AUGUCAGAAUUCGUCGUCACCUACAUUUCCCACUCUGCUCAGCUGGAUGAGGCUCAAGUGAAGCACUUAAACCAUGAACUAGAGUCAGUUUUCUCGAAGAGUGAACUUUCCACCAAGAGAUUGGCACCACAUGUAGUAGACGUUACUUUUACUGUGGAUUCAGACUGGUCCAGCGUUAAGAGGGCACUAGAUCCCCUAAUAGAUUCUCAAAAUCAAAUCGACAUUAUUGUACAACGCAACGAUUCUCACCGUCAAAAGAAAUUGGUCGUAUUCGAUAUGGAUUCAACACUUAUAUACCAAGAAGUUAUCGAAAUGAUUGCAUCCUACGCCAACGUAGAGCCACAAGUCGCUGAGAUCACCAAUCGUGCUAUGAAUGGUGAACUAGACUUCGCCCAAUCGCUACAGGAAAGAGUCUCGCUCUUGAAAGGUCUUGAAAUCGAUCCGCUUUACGAUGCUAUCAAGCCAAGACUACAGGUUACCAAGGGUGUGCCAGAACUAUGUGAAUCGCUAAAGGCACAUGGUGUAAAACUGGCAGUGCUAAGUGGUGGCUUUACACCAUUUGCAGAGUACAUCAAGGAUAAACUACAUCUUGAUUACGCAAGAGCUAACAAUCUUGAGACUCAAGACGGUAAACUUACAGGUACUACCAGAGGACCCGUAGUUGAUGGCAAUUGCAAAGCAGAAACACUAAGAUCCUUGUGUGAGCAGUACGGAAUUGAUCCUCAAGACAGUAUGAUGGUGGGCGAUGGUGGUAACGAUCUCCCAGCAAUGGCGGCUGCAGGAUACGGAGUCGCCUGGCACGCCAAACCCAAAGUACAACAACUAGCGCCAUGCAAACUUAACACAGAAUCAAUGAUUAAUCUCUUAUACGUCAUAGGAUACAUAAACUAA